AGCCCUGGGCCCGGCUGCGGCCCGGCGGCGGCCCCGGCGCGGUGCGGGCGUUCGCGGCGCCCCGGGAGCUGCAGGGGCCCCGGGCGGCGGCGAGGCCGGAGCGGGGCGGGCCCGGGACACCGGCACCCGGCGCCCUCGGAGCCAAAGGCGCGCGGCGGACACGGCGGGGCCCUCGCGCGCCCGGAGACGAUGCCAAAGCUGCAGGGCUUCGAGUUCUGGAGCCGCACCCUGCGAGGGGCCCGCCACGUCGUGGCCCCCAUGGUGGACCAGAGCGAGCUGGCGUGGAGGCUGCUGAGCCGGCGCCACGGGGCACAGCUCUGCUACACGCCCAUGCUGCAUGCCCAGGUCUUUGUCCGCGACGCCAACUACCGGAAGGAGAACCUGUACUGCGAGGUGUGCCCCGAGGACCGGCCCCUCAUCGUGCAGUUCUGUGCCAAUGACCCGGAGGUGUUUGUUCAGGCGGCUCUCCUGGCUCAGGAUUACUGUGACGCCAUUGACCUGAACUUGGGCUGCCCACAGAUGAUAGCCAAGAGAGGUCACUAUGGCGCCUUCCUGCAGGACGAGUGGGACCUGCUCCAAAGAAUGAUUUUGCUGGCCCACGAGAAACUCUCUGUUCCUGUCACGUGCAAAAUCCGUGUCUUCCCGGAGAUUGACAAGACCGUGAGGUACGCCCAGAUGCUGGAGAAGGCCGGCUGCCAGUUGCUGACGGUGCACGGACGCACCAAAGAGCAGAAGGGGCCCCUGUCAGGUGCAGCGUCCUGGGAGCAUAUCAAGGCUGUGCGGAAGGCUGUGGCCAUCCCUGUGUUUGCUAAUGGGAACAUCCAGUGCCUGCAGGAUGUGGAGCGCUGCCUCCGGGACACGGGUGUGCAGGGCGUCAUGAGCGCAGGUGGGCAGGGCCCAGGACAGCAGCCAGGGCCCCAUGCACACGGCCUGAUACCACCGCCCAGAGGGCAACCUACACAACCCCGCCCUGUUCGAGGGCCGGAGCCCUGCCGUGUGGGAGCUGGCCGAGGAGUAUCUGGACAUCGUGCGGGAGCACCCCUGCCCGCUGUCCUACGUCCGGGCCCACCUCUUCAAGCUGUGGCACCACACGUGCACCAGGAGCUGCGAGAGGAGCUGGCCAAGGUGAAGACCCUGGAGGGCAUCGCUGCUGUGAGCCAGGAGCUGAAGCUGCGGUGUCAGGAGGAGAUAUCCAGGCAGGAGGGAGCGAAGCCCACCGGCGAUUUGCCCUUCCACUGGAUCUGCCAGCCCUACAUCCGGCCGGGGCCCAGGGAGGGGAGCAAGGAGAAGGCGGGUGCGCGCAGCAAGCGGGCCCUGGAGGAAGAGGAGUGUGGCACGGAGGUCCUGUCCAAGAACAAGCAAAAGAAGCAGCUGAGGAACCCCCACAAGACCUUCGACCCCUCUCUGAAGCCAAAAUAUGCAAAGUGUGACCAGUGUGGAAACCCAAAGAGGCUUCCCCAGUGGGGCUGCUCCCCUGCUGGCCAGACUGGCCCCGGGAGUGGUGCUGGCCACAGGCUCCCGAGAUUCCCUGUGCCCAGGGCAACAGAUGUGUGUUCAGCCUGUGCCGCGGCUGCUGCAAGAAGCGAGCCUCCAAAGAGACUGCAGACUGCCCAGGUCACGGAUUGCUUUUUAAAACCAAAUUGGAGAAGUCUCUGGCCUGGAAAGAGGCCCAGCCUGAGCUGCAGGAGCCUCAGCCAGCAGCACCUGGAACACCAGGUGGCUUCUCCGAAGUCAUGGGCAGUGCCCUGGCCUGAAGGCCCAGAACCCCCACCCCCAGGACUGCUGCUGGAGCCUGGACACGUCCUACUUAAGAAAAUACCUUUUACUCAGGGAAUCUCCUGCUACUUAAUGUGGAAAGACACGCCCAUGUCCCCCUUCGGCCCACUCUGGGGGCCUGGAAAUGCUGCAGUGGGGAGCAGGCCCCAGGCUGGACCUGCCCUGUCCUCAGCACGCGUGUGCAAAAGUGAACAAUAAAUCAUUUCAAAGAUG
Pan troglodytes (chimpanzee) is the source of this 1989-nucleotide messenger RNA. RefSeq names its product dihydrouridine synthase 1 like (gene DUS1L). Bases 190 to 1974 code for a protein of 594 amino acids. Gene Ontology annotation, biological process: tRNA processing. Lineage: Eukaryota; Metazoa; Chordata; Mammalia; Primates; Hominidae. Gene Ontology annotation, molecular function: flavin adenine dinucleotide binding; tRNA dihydrouridine synthase activity. The transcript has 14 exons. The record is from RefSeq and is a predicted model, not a curated record.